AUGUGCGUGGCCCACAUAGGCUCAGUUACACGCUCUCCUCCAGCCCCUGUGGUUUACAUGCACUGGCUGAUUCAGGCGCAGCAGGAACAGAAGACCAGUCCAAAGCGGCCGAUGCCCUCACGCUACGGACUCAUCGGGAGCCCGAAAUCCAAACCCGGGUCUCCCACAGUGGGUCAGUCUCUGGAGGACCUCCGCUGCAUGUUCUCCUGGAGCCCCUCAUCACCACGGUGGAGGCUGUGGCUAACGCUAACAACAACUGCUAACAACAACUCGGACAUGGCGCCUCCAUAG
Messenger RNA from Knipowitschia caucasica, 291 nucleotides. NCBI's taxonomy places the organism in Eukaryota, Metazoa, Chordata, Actinopteri, Gobiiformes, Gobiidae. The record is from the annotation of a GenBank genome assembly.